Vavraia culicis subsp. floridensis is the source of this 623-nucleotide messenger RNA. RefSeq lists its product as uncharacterized. The record is from RefSeq and is a predicted model, not a curated record. Gene Ontology annotation, molecular function: RNA binding. NCBI's taxonomy places the organism in Eukaryota, Fungi, Microsporidia, Pleistophoridae. Bases 1 to 585 code for a protein of 194 amino acids. The transcript has a single exon. Gene Ontology annotation, cellular component: nucleolus.
AUGACCAUGUUCACGUCACGCUCGGUUAAUGUACCAAUCCCGAAAAUAAAAGCGUUCAAAGAACACUGGAUGGAGAUUUACACGCCAUUGGUGAAUGUGGUAGGUCUUCAAGUGCGUAUGAAUUUAAGAGUUCCAUGCGUGGACUUAAGAGUUGAGGAUGAUAACAAUCAACUGCAUUUAGAGAAGGGCGUUCAGUUUCUUAACGCCAUUUUGGAUGGGUUUACGCCUGAACAAGCUGUAAACUUACUGAAGAACGACACAAGUUUGAUAAAGUUCCACAUAUCAGAAAUUAAAAGGCUGAGCGGAGAUAACGUGUCUCGUGCCAUGGGGCGUAUCAUUGGAAGAGAAGGAAAGGUGAAAAGUGCGAUUGAACAUACCAUGGGUGUGUGCAUGCUCGUAAAGGAUGAUGAGAUAUUCCUGUUGGGGGAUGAAGAGGGCAUUAAAAGGGCAAAAGAAAGCAUAUCUAGGCUGGUUCUUGGUGCACAUCCUGGAUCAAUUCUGAAUAAAUUGAAGGUAAUAGCUUCGAAGCAGAGGAAGGGAUACUUUGAAACGGUUCAUUUAAAUGAUGAAAAGAACCAGAUAUGAUAAUUGAUUGUGUGGCUCUUUUUUGCAAUAGACUCGGA